Molecule: messenger RNA, 845 nt
Organism: Morone saxatilis (striped sea-bass)
Lineage: Eukaryota; Metazoa; Chordata; Actinopteri; Moronidae
Exons: 4
Coding region: 63-686 (207 amino acids)
Source: RefSeq, a predicted model, not a curated record
GUUCAGCUUAUACAUCACUCAUACAGCAACGUCUCAUUCAGCUGCUGCUCAGUUUGACAAUAAUGACCCAUCCAACGGAUUAUGUUUUACAUCCUCGGUCAGAAAGUGGCCAGAGCUUGCACACUCAGGAAAGCGGUGAUGCUGGCCUUUCCUCCAACAUGGCGCAUCAAUUCAGUGAUGGUUACAGUGUGCAACGUGCUUUGCCUGUAGUAGAUAAAGGUAGCUUUGUAAUCCCAAUCCCUAAUGCAGAAUCACUUGUCUUUAAGCACCCUAAAAUGGCAGGAAAUAUGAGUUUAUACUCAUCUGGGUUUUGCCAUGCUGCCUUCCCCGUUGCUCCCCCACUGGCACGCCCUGUGUCUGCUGAGAAAUUGUCCACUGUUGUUGUCAUCAACUCACAAGCCCCACUGAUAGCCCAAACCCACCCAAAAGAGGAAACUGCUAAGGUUUUACCCAGAACAGCCCUUACAGAGGAGCAGUCAGAGUUAGUAGGAGGAGAAAGCUGCAUCAUGGACACCCAAAAGAACACCGGGGCAAACCCACGAGAACCAAAAGGCCCACCACUGAUUCCUGGAAGGAAGAUAAAAGUUAAGCAUCGCAAGAAAAGAGCUGCUGGGAAGAACUGGAAAUUGUACCUUCAAUGUUGCAUGGUGCUCAUUGCUCUUGGGGGCUUUCCUGGUAUGUGCUGAAAAGUGUGAUUAUAUUUCAGUGUCACACAAUUAUGUGCAAUUUCUUCAUUUAUUUAGGUUAGCUAAAAAUUACCUUUUAUUGUGAACUCUGAACACAAUUUUGACCAAUAAUUGACAGUAUUUUUUUUAAACCAGCCGUAGGUGCUCAACCUCCAGCAG